Messenger RNA from Zymoseptoria tritici IPO323, 2064 nucleotides. RefSeq lists its product as uncharacterized. Gene Ontology annotation, molecular function: biotin--[biotin carboxyl-carrier protein] ligase activity. Bases 1 to 2064 code for a protein of 687 amino acids. The transcript is spliced from 3 exons. NCBI's taxonomy places the organism in Eukaryota, Fungi, Ascomycota, Dothideomycetes, Mycosphaerellales, Mycosphaerellaceae. Gene Ontology annotation, cellular component: cytoplasm. Gene Ontology annotation, biological process: protein modification process. The record is from RefSeq and is a predicted model, not a curated record.
AUGGCUCCCACAAAACGUCUCAAUGUACUCAUCUAUACCGGCACAGGAGCAUCUCUAUCAUCAGUCCGACAUGCGACUUGGUCUCUCCGGCGGCUUCUCGGGCCUCAUUAUGCCGUCCUCACCGUUUCUGCCGACCAGAUCCUCAAAGAGCCCUGGUCGGCCACAUGCGCUCUACUCGUCAUGCCUGGAGGCGCGGACAGUGGUUACUGUCGAACACUGAAUGGAGAUGGUAACCGGAAGAUUAAGCGAUACGUGCAGUUAGGAGGGAAGUAUCUGGGACUUUGUGCCGGAGGAUACUACGGAUGUGCGAGGUGUGAAUUUGAGGUUGGAAAGAAGGGGAUGGAGGUUGUUGGAGACCGGGAAUUGGCAUUCUUCCCGGGCAUUUGCAGAGGGCUGGCGUAUCCUGGAUUUGUAUAUGCGAGUGAAGCCGGAGCGAGGGCGGUGGAGAUCCUGGUGAACAAGGGUGCGUUGAGUGGGGUGGUUGUUGGCAGUUUCCGAUCGUAUUACAAUGGCGGAGGGACCUUCGUUGACGCAGAGAAAAUGGAGGAGACGGGCGUCGAAGUUCUUGCAAGUUUUGCGGAGAAGCUUGCGGUUGAGUCUGGUGAGGCAAAAGCGGCGGUCGUGUACUGCAAGGUCGGAGAGGGAGCGGCUGUACUUACAGGACCCCAUCCGGAAUUCUGCGGCAUCAACCUCAAUCGCGACGAGCCCUCAAACCCUGACUACGGCCAUAUCGUGGACGCUCUCACAGCCGACGACGAAAAGCGAGCAGAUUUUAUGAAGGCUUGUCUGGCCAAGCUGGGCUUGGAAGUCAGCCAGGAGACCACACCGGUACCGUCUCUCUCUCAUUUGCAUCUGUCUUCUGCGAAGCCCAGCGAUGUUGCAGAUCUGGUGGCGACCUGGCGAGAAGCGGGCAUUCUCACUACAGAGAACAACAGUAUCUACAUCAAGGGCGAGAACGACACCUUCCACCUGCUGCAGACAGAUGGAUGGAGCAUGGCGAGUGUGGCACAAGCCGUGGCAGAGAUCUCACCUAAGACUAACGCAACUGAUGACACUUCUCGGGACAGAAUCCUCGACUAUAAUCUCGUCACGAAGACCCUCGUUCCACAUCCAACAUCUCAUCCUGAUGCGAAGUCCACACCACAUUUCAACCACGCCGCCUUCUUCCAACAUCUCCAGACCCACCAGUCUCGCCAUCCAGGCCUCGCUGGAGACUACGGCCGCACGCUUCUCUACGCAGAAGUCCUCACCUCUACGCAGACGAUCCUCGACAAGAAUCCUACUUGGCUUUCACAUCUCCCUAUCGGCACAACGGCAGUCGCCACAACGCAAGUCUCCGGUCGCGGCCGAGGCAACAACGUCUGGGUUUCGCCUCCUGGAAGCCUCAUGUUCACUACACUCCUUAAACAUCCCCUCGCGCUCUCGACCUCCGCUCCGGUGGUGUUCGUGCAAUACAUCGCCGCACUUGCCAUUGUAGAGGGAAUACACUCAUAUUCCAAUUCUGCCUCCACCCAACAAUCGAAAGCCCACGCCUCGCUCCCUGUCAAACUCAAGUGGCCGAACGACAUCUACGCUCUAUCAUCCCCUUCCGCUGAUCCGAAAGUGGCGGACUCCUGGACAAAGAUCGCUGGUAUCCUUGUCAACUCCUCAUACGCCUCCGCCGACUACACUCUUCUCGUCGGCAUCGGUCUGAAUGCCCUCAAUGCCCAGCCCACCACUUCUCUCGCUCAGAUUUUCUCAUCUGCUGGUCUCCCGCCACCUCAACUGGAAGCGCUCCUCGCAUCGAUACUCGUGUCGUUCGAGGCGUUAUACGCCAGAUUCUGCCGUUGCGGAUGGGACGACGGUUUUCAAGAGAUGUACUACAAGCACUGGUUACAUGAAGGACAGGUCGUGAAGUUGGAGCAGGAGGGAGGCUUGGAGGUAAGAGUCAAGGGAAUCUCGAGCGACUGGGGAAUGUUGGUGGUGGAAGAGGUGGUGAAGAGUGGGAGGGGUCGGAGGUGGGAGCUGAUGAGUGAUGGAAACAGUUUUGAUUUCUUCAAAGGUUUGGUAAAGCGGAAGGUCUGA